AUGAUUUGUUUCACCGUCAAUGGAGAAAAUCGUCGCAACGCACGGGAGGUGAGCAUUCUUUCUCUUGCCAUCCGAGACCCCGCCUCUGUGAUGCCGAUCCUGCAAGGGCGCACAGAAUCCACGACAACGACGAGUGCCACGGAGGAGACUUCUGUGGUUAAUGCUGGUGGUGGCGGUGGAGGUGGCGGUAGUAGUAGUGUCAGCUCAGCGGUGGGUGUGGCGGAGGAGCUUCCGGCUGAUGCCACCUGGCUGCAAGGAACAUUGAUUACAAUAUGGUCGCCGUUAGAGGACCAAGGCGUCAUUGAAGGUGACAAUGGCAGUCGCUACCUUCUUCGCGACGGUGAGGAACAUGUGAGGGAUUAUAAAAUAUGCAAGCCUCUUCUAAAGAAGGGCCGCCGUGUGAAGUUUACAUCAUUUGGUGGUACGGGUCUAUUAGCGUGCCACGUCAUGCCGCUUAAUGCUGAGGCAGACGCGGCGAUUCUUGCAGAGGCGGAGUUGCAAUCCGGAGAGCAGCGCGUGAGUGAGGGGCCCGCAGAGGAGGCCCUCGCUUCUCCCAUGAGUACCGCGUACUGGAUCACGCGAAUGGACCGAGCGGGGUACGACACCACAGAGGUAAAACAAAUGCAAAACAAGGCAAUCACCUUCGACGACGACGAGGAGGACGACAAGCUGCUUGAUACGGAGGAACUCUUCAAGAAGGAUCACUGGUUCAGUGACCCGCGGAAAAACAUACGCCUGCCAACCAGUGACAUGACAGUCAGCAACCUUGCUCUCAUUGGUCCAGCGUCGAUGAUGAACAUUGCAAUGAAGGCCCACAACCCGCAGAAGCUGGAGAAAGUGACGAACAAGUACUCCAACCGACUAAGCGAGCCCAUGAAGGAGUUUGCCUGGAAACAGGCGAAGGAGCUUGCCUCCAAGUAUGAGAAACGUAUCAAAGUGGCACGGGAAAAGGGAGAUGAGCCCGGGUUUUCUUUUUAUUGA
Messenger RNA from Trypanosoma rangeli, 981 nucleotides. RefSeq lists its product as uncharacterized. The transcript has a single exon. NCBI's taxonomy places the organism in Eukaryota, Euglenozoa, Kinetoplastea, Trypanosomatida, Trypanosomatidae. Bases 1 to 981 code for a protein of 326 amino acids. The record is from RefSeq and is a predicted model, not a curated record.